This is a messenger RNA of Cicer arietinum (chickpea), 981 nucleotides long. RefSeq lists its product as uncharacterized. The record is from RefSeq and is a predicted model, not a curated record. Lineage: Eukaryota; Viridiplantae; Streptophyta; Magnoliopsida; Fabales; Fabaceae.
AUGGAAGGCUACCAUCCAGAUCUUAGUUGGGUAUAUGAUAGACUUUAUGUUCAACGAGGGGGGUUGAAACCAGCCUUCGCAAAAGGUGUUGAAGAGUUUAUAACGAAGGCAAUAAGUCGAAAUCAAUUUGUAAAAGAUAGUGGCAUCAGAUGUCCUUGUCACAAUUGCAUGUGUAGCGGUAUAUUGUCUGCAAGUGAAGUCAAACUUCACUUGUAUAGGUUUGGGUUCCAACCAAAUUAUUGGUAUUGGACUGAGCAUGGCGAAGAAGCCCCACAUAUUGACCUAGAAAAUAUUCCAAGUAGUAGUGGAAAUAUUGAUAACGAUGAUCCGUUUACAUUAAUGCAACAUAUGGUCGAUGAUGCAUUUGGUCCUACGUAUGACUUCCAAAAUAUGGGUGGUGAAGGCAACGAGGAAGAGAAUAAUGAAGAGCCCCCAAAUGAUGAUGCUCAAGACUUUUAUGAUUUGUUAACUGCUGCAAACAAACCCUUAUAUGAGGGGGCUUCUGAUUCAAAACUUUCAAUAUGCGUGAAACUUUUAGCUUGCAAAUCAAAUUGGAAUGUCCCACAGAAAUGUCUUGAUUUCUUUGCAAGCAUGCUUGUAGAUGUGUGUCCUUUUAAGGAUUCACUUCCAAAAAAAAUUUACCAAGCGAAAAAAUUGGUGACAAUGCUAGGAUUGAAGUCCGAGAAAAUUGAUUGUUGUGUUAAAGGGUGCAUGUUUUACUACAAAGACAAUAGUGCAAAUAUAGAGUGUAGGUUUUGCCAUGAACCUCGAUAUGUUCCUCGUAAGCCUGAGAUAGGUAACCAUAAAGACAUUCCAGUUAAGAGGAUGUUAUAUAUGUCGAUUACUCCAAAGUUAAAAAGAUUGUAUGCAUCAACAGAAAUUGUUGCCCAAAUGAGAUGGCAUCAACAUAAUAGAUCGAGUUCAUGCAGUUUACGUCAUCCAUCCGAUGGGGAAGCUUGGAACCAUUUUGAUGCAAAGUAA